Messenger RNA from Calliphora vicina (urban bluebottle blowfly), 363 nucleotides. RefSeq names its product mitochondrial ribosomal protein L33 (gene mRpL33). Gene Ontology annotation, biological process: translation. The record is from RefSeq and is a predicted model, not a curated record. Gene Ontology annotation, cellular component: mitochondrion. Lineage: Eukaryota; Metazoa; Arthropoda; Insecta; Diptera; Calliphoridae. The transcript has 3 exons. Bases 100 to 294 code for a protein of 64 amino acids.
AAAAAGAAGCAGCAUUAAACAGCUGUUUAAAGAAAACAUUCUUGCACAAUCCUCGAUUUAGUUAAUUUUUUUAAAAUUGCUUAUUUUUAAUUAAACAACAUGCGUCUAACCAAUAUUUUAUUGAAAAAAGUUAAAAGCAAGCGCAUCAUGGUCGUUGUGGAGAGUGUGGUAACUGGCCAUAAAUUCAAUACCGUGCGCGAUCGUUUGGCUGACAAAAUUGAAUUGGUGCGCUUUGAUCCCUUUAUUCAACAAGAUUGUGUUUAUCGUGAGCGCAAGAGGAUUCGUAGUGCCUAAGUUGGUUUUAUUUGUUAGCCAAACUUAUGUUUAUUAGUUUAACUAAAUAUUAAAAUGUUUUAAAAUAAA